AGAAAAGAGGACAGGCAAUGACAACGAUGGAAGGAGGGCUCACACGGAGAACAAGAGAAGCCAUCAGAAGGCAAGUGCUGUUUCUGUUCCUAUUCUGGUCUCCAUUCUGCUGGGUGGUAUCUGAGCAGGUCCACUAUUCAGUUCCAGAGGAAACAGAGAAGGACUCCUUUGUGGGGAACCUUGCUAAGGAUUUGGGACUGGAUGUCAGAGAGCUGUCAAAACGCAAGCUUGGUAUCUCUUCAGGAAAGCAAUACUUUGCUUUGAAUGAACAAAAUGGCAACCUGUAUGUGAAGGACAGGAUAGACCGGGAAGAGAUUUGUGGAAAAUCAUCUACGUGUGUCAUAAAAUUAGAAGUUGUAGCUCAAGAUCCUUUGAAUAUUUUCCAUGUAAAUGUUUUUAUCCAAGACAUUAAUGAUAAUGCCCCACAUUUCCAGACAGAAAAUAUUAAUCUUAAAUUGAGUGAGUCUAAUUUGCCAGGAGCUCGAUUUUUUCUUGGAAAUGCUGAAGAUGAGGACAUUGGAAUCAACUCCCUCCAAAAUUAUCAUUUGAGCCCAACUCCAUAUUUUAAGCUAGAAAUUCAAGAGAGCAAAGAUGGUGGCAAAUAUGCAGAAUUAAUAUUGCAAGAUCAACUGGACAGGGAAAAGAAACACACACACCAUAUGGUCCUUAAAGCAGUAGAUGGAGGAGAUCCAGUAAAAACUGGGACUGCCAAUAUACGAGUAAAUAUUACUGAUAUAAAUGACAAUCCUCCUAUCUUCUCCCAGUCAACCUACAAGGUAAGCUUGAAAGAGAAUGCACCCAGAGGAACAUCUGUGCUUCAAGUUAAAGCUUCUGACAGCGAUGAAGGGUCAAAUGCUGAAAUCACAUAUACUAUCAGCAAAAUCCAAGAUACCGCCCAGAAGAAAUUUCAUCUGGACCCCAGAAAUGGAACAAUGACACUUAUGGAAAGUAUCGAUUUUGAGGACAGAAGAAACUAUGCGAUGAUAAUACAGGCAAGUGAUGGAGGUGGAUUGGUGGCACAUUGCAAUGUGGAGAUUGAGGUUCUUGAUGAGAACGACAAUGCUCCAGAUGUGAUCCUUACCUCUGUGUCCAGUCCAGUCCCAGAAGGUGCUGCUCCUGGAGGUGUGAUUGCUCUCAUCAAAGUUCAUGAUACAGAUUCUGGAGAGAAUGGGGAAGUCACUUGUCAUCUGGGAGAACUGGUACCAUUCCAGAUAGUCUCAUCUUCAGAUAACUACUUCAAGCUGCUCAUAGAAGGUCCGCUUGACAGAGAAAGGACCCCGGAGUAUAAUAUUACAAUCACAGCCACAGACAAAGGCACACCUCCUCUCUCCACACACAAAACCAUCUCAAUACAGAUCUCAGAUAUCAAUGAUAAUCCUCCCACCUUUGGAACAUCUUCCUAUACCGCCUACUUUCCAGAGAACAACCCAUCUGGAGCUUCCAUUUUCCACGUCAAGGCCUCUGACCCAGAUCUGGAACGCAAUGCCCAAAUCACUUACUCCAUUCUCAAGAGCAACAUUGAGGAUCUGCCUCUGUCCUCCUAUAUCUCCAUUAACUCUGAGACUGGAAGCCUCUAUGCUCAGCGCUCCUUCGACUAUGAGCAAUUCAGGGAGUUUCAGAUCCAAGUGAAGGCCCAAGAUGGAGGCUCCCCACCCCUCAGUAGCAGCGCCACGGUGAGAGUGUGUGUGUUGGACAGGAAUGAUAACACUCCCCAGAUCCUGUACCCAUCCCAAGCAGCGGAGGGUUCAUCUUUCUUUGAGAUGGUGCCUCGGUCAGCUGAGCCAGGUUAUCUCGUGACGAAGGUGGUGGCGGUGGAUGCUGACUCUGGGCACAAUGCUUGGCUCUCUUUCCACCUCCUGCAGGCCACCGAGCCCUCCCUCUUCACUAUCGGCUCCCACACAGGAGAGGUCCAAACAGCCCGGGAGCUACUUGAGAGAGAUGCUGUGAAGCAGAGGCUGGUCAUCAUGGUGAAGGAUAGUGGACUUCCUCCUCUCUCAGCCACUGUGACUCUGAACAUGGUGUUUGCUGAGAACUUUCAGGAGGCUCUCCCAGAAAUGAAUUCCCAACCUGAUGACACAGUGUCUCAGCCCGAUGUACAGUUCUAUUUGGUAUUGGCAUUGGCUCUAGUGUCCUUUCUGUUCCUAGUGACGGUGAUAUUGACCAUCAUGAUGAAACUUCGAAGGUCAAAGAAUCCCCCUUUCCUUCAGUGUUUUAUUCCUGAUCCUCAUUCAAAGGCUGGUGCCAUAUUCCCACCAAAUUAUGAGGAUGGGACCUUGCCGUAUUCCUACCAGGUCUGUCUGUCCUCUGAAUCGAGGAGGAAUGAGUUGACUUUCCUGCAACCCAGUGUCCAGGUAGCAGGGAAUAUCCUUUGCAAUGGCAAAUCGGACAUU
Molecule: messenger RNA, 2390 nt
Organism: Elgaria multicarinata webbii
Lineage: Eukaryota; Metazoa; Chordata; Lepidosauria; Squamata; Anguidae
Product: protocadherin gamma-B5-like
Exons: 1
Biological process (GO): homophilic cell-cell adhesion
Cellular component (GO): plasma membrane
Molecular function (GO): calcium ion binding
Source: RefSeq, a predicted model, not a curated record